GGUGGUGAGCAGGGGAAGACGCGGAGGCAUCAGCCGCACCAUCCGACGAUCAUGGCGAAAGUCGCUGUCUCUCUUUUGCUAUUUUGGCUCGUCUGUGGCACCUGCUGUGCUCUCGGUGGAAAAGUCAACAAGCACAAACCAUGGAUAGAAGCUUCUUACCAUGGUGUGAUCACAGAGAACAUGGGCACUGUGCUGCUGGACCCUCCGCUUGUUGCUCUCGACAAAGAUGCACCGGUCCCCUAUGCAGGGGAAAUUUGUGCCUUUAAGAUUUAUGGCCAGGACGUUCCAUUCGAGGCAGUGGUGUUGAAUCGCACCUCAGGAGAAGGCGUACUGAGAGGCAGCGGCCCUGUGGACUGCGAGAGCCAGAAGGAAUACACAUUUAUUAUCCAAGCCUAUGACUGCGGAGCUGGACCCAGUGGGGCCGACUGGAAGAAAUCCCACAAGGCCGUGGUUCACAUUCAGGUGGAUGACGUCAAUGAGUUCUGCCCGGUGUUUCGCGAGCCUCAAUACAAGGCUUCAGUAAUUGAAGGCAAGAUCUAUGACAGCAUUUUGCAGGUGGAGGCCUGGGACCAGGACUGUUCUCCACAGUACAGUCAAAUCUGCAACUUUGAAAUAGUCACUGCAGGCACACCGUUUGCCAUAGAUCGCAAUGGUAAUAUCAGAAACACGGAGCGACUGAACUAUGACAAGCAGCAGAGCUACAAGAUUAUGGUGACGGCCUUUGACUGCGGUCAGAAGACGGCAAAGGAGGAUGUGGCUGUGCAUAUUGAUGUCAAGCCCGUCUGCAAAGCUGGAUGGCAAGGCUGGAACAAGCGGGUGGACUACGAACCUGGCACUGGUAGCAAGCCUCUCUUUCCAAAGCUGCAUUUGGAAACAUGCGGAGGACCCUUGUCUGGCAUAAAGGUGAUGGUGGAGCUGCAGACCAGUCACAUUGGGAAAGGCUGCGACCGGGAAACGUACUCUGAGAAGUCUCUGCAAAAACUCUGCGGGGCAGCAUCAGGCAGUACAGAUCUUCUUCCCGCCCCGAACCCGUCCACCAACUGGACCGCGUCUCUCGUGACCGACAGCGGACGUGACAGUGACCUCAUCUACAGAUUUGAUGGACAACAGGCAGCCAAUGUUCCUGAUCAUGUGGUGCCCCAAAACCUGACGGAUCAGUUCACCAUAGCGACAUGGAUGAAACAUGGUCCCAGUCCAGGACUGAGAGCUGAGAAGGAAACUUUACUGUGCAACUCUGACAAAACUGAAAUGAACCGCCACCAUUAUUCUCUAUAUAUUCACAACUGCCGCCUGGUCUUCCUGCUUAGAAGAGAUUUCAGCCAACUAGAUACUUUCAGACCUGCCGAAUUCCACUGGAAGCUAGAGCAGAUCUGUGACAAAGAGUGGCACUAUUAUGUGAUCAAUGUGGAGUUCCCCGCUGUGACACUCUUUGUGGAUGGAGUGACCUAUGAACCCUACCUGGUGACUGAUGAUUGGCCAAUCCAUGCCUCAAAGAUCAAUACGCAGCUCACAGUGGGUGCCUGCUGGCAAGGUGGCGAGGUAGCGACUCCGAGGUUCGCUCAGUAUUUCCAUGGCAGCUUGUCGGGCCUGACAAUCCGUCCGGGCCGCAUUGAAACCCAGAAGGUUAUCUCCUGUUUGCAGGCCUGCAAAGAAGGUCUUGAUAUUAACUCCCUUGAAAGCCUGGCUAAGGACAUCAAGUUCCAUUUCAACCCUGCGCAGUCAAUGCUGGUAGUGGAAGGAGAAGAUCUAGACAGUAUCAACACAGCCAUGACCAAGGUGUCUUACAUCAACUCUCGCCAGUUUCCCACGCCAGGCCUGCGACGGCUCCACAUCAGCACCACUGUGCUGUGCUUUGGGGAGGACGCGUGCCUCUCCAUCCCAGAUGUCAAAGCAGUCGUCACGGUGCAGCCACCUAGUGAACCGAGAAUCACCAUUACGGGAUCCAAUCGACUGGUCAGGCCCGCCGUUGACCUUCGCGGUCCGCUGGGCGUGGCUCCUUUCAAGGAGAUUGACAUCACCAGCACAGUAAUGAAGGGAGACGGCUUCAGCGGAUCCCGCAGGCCAGGUGUGAUGGAGGUGAUGCAUAACUUGGACUAUUGUGAUAUCCUGGUGAUUGGGGAUGAGCUGAAUCCCGAGAGAGAGAGUCUACAUAUUCAUCACAGCGCUCUGCUGGGAAAGCACCUGGACGCCACCAACUCCACCUCGGGAAUAUCAAUAUAUGGUGUGGACUCCAUGGCACACUAUGAGCAGGCACUGCGUCAGGUGCGCUACAGGAACUGGCAACCUGCCACCCUGACUGAGAGAAGGUUUCGACUCACCUGCUCGGAACUUAACGGCCGUUACACCAGCAAUGAAUUCAUCUUGGAGGUGAGUGUUCUUCACCACGCAAAGCCCGUGGAGCAUGUCAAUCAUGCGGCCCCUCAGCCGCAGUACAUGAGACCGGUUCAUCACCCACUCAUGAUACACACUCCUAAUUCCCACAUGUCAGGACCAGCACCUGCAGCUGCCACAGUUGUUAUUGUGGUCUGCAUCGCCGCCCUGGUGGUGAUCGUGGUCAUUGGCGUGUACAGAAUCCAUGCCACUCAUCAGGAGAGCUCCAGAGAGCAAGAGGAUGCCGGGAAAGGGCCUGAGGUGGACUGGGACAAGUCGGCACUCAACAUCACUGUAAACCCCAUGGAGAGUGUGAGAGGAGCUCAUGCGCUUAGUGAAGAUGCGAGUGAAGAGCUGUGUAGGGAGGAAGAAUACGAGGAUGAAGAACAUGUGGGAGGAAUGCCAAAUGCAGAGUCGGAUAACAGCGAUGAUGACGAGGAUGAGGAGGAUGAUGAGGAGGUGGAGGAAGAAGAGGGGGAGAUGGAAAUGGCAAAGGAGAGGAAGCUGAAGUGGCACAGGUCCUCCAUAACCUACUGACCACAGAAACACGCACACAUAAGAUUGAAAAAUAGGUCUGCACAUAUACUGUACACACUGCGCUCUCUCUUUCUUCCGGUUCUUGCUUUACACACACACACACACACACACACACACACACACACACAAACACACACACACACACACACGCGAGCCUUGCCAUUAUUUCCAAUCAAACAUUUCCCCCUGCUGGGCAAAGUUUUAACUACAGUCCAACUGGUAUUCAUGAUUUACAUAACAUGAACAAAAAGAAGGAAGUCAAAGCAGUCUUGUGUUAUUACUUUUGCAUUUGCAGGGUUCCAGUUCAACUGUCAUGAAACAUGCAUGGCGUUAGAGUGCAUACCGUAGUUCUGACCCAAACAUAUACACAAAAAGUUGGGGACUGGGCUUUUGUGUGAGAUUUCAGGAUUAGGGGUUGCAGCAAUUCGUAGACUCGCUGACAAGUAGAUCAUCAUCAGAUCAUUUGAAAGCUUGAAGUCGACUAAUGUCUAAUCAAGUGGGGGCGUUUUGUUUUUUUGUUCAUAUGGUCUCAAUCGGGCACUUUACAGAGGACUUUCAACUCUUCUGAUGCUGUCACCUGAGUAUAACGCGCUGCGGAGUAGCGGAAUGUCCGGACAAUAAGGCGGCACAGUCUUCUCACAUCCGUGCGGGUCAGAGAGUACGAAAAUAGACGAGUGUAGGGUGAGAAUAGCAGUUAGCCUCGCUAGCUUUGGGUAUUUCGAUCGCUGCUCGUCUUAAAAUAUUCAUACCGACGGGACUGGGGGCGAGGAACGAGGGCAGCGGUGCGAAGUGAAGCUCCGUCUUUCUCGACAAAAUGUUACGUUCAAUAACGCGCGGGCAAGAACUGUGUGAUCAUAACAACUUCAUUCCUAUUCACGCUUGUGUCCCUUUACGACACUGUGCCGUAAAGGCCUGUCGCCGUACGACGUACUGGCAUGUGGAAAUAUUUGACCAAAAAUUGGAUCAUGUAGCACGGUCACUUGCAAAAUACGCAAGUCCAUCCGCAAAUAUAAGGAAAGCACAAAUGAAAUACAAAGGCUGAAACAGAGAAAUGUUUAAUUUUUUGGGAGCCCGGCCACAAUGUCACGUCUCGCACGCUAUGGAAGGCAAGAGAAAAGAAAAAUAGAAAGAAAAAAACAUGCGCAGGGCUCCCACUAAUUACAGCAAGUACAAUUAGCAUAAUGAUGAGUGGUGUUUUGAAUCUUUUGUUUUUACACAUUUCUGUGCUGCUCCGUCAAAAUAUGUCUUUGUCUUGGCUUUCUGAACUGGUCUGUGGCACAAGUGUGAUGUGCUUAAAAAAAUAUCAACGACGUCAUCGAUUAAACGACUUCAACUCUAUGCUAGUUAUCACAUUAUAUAUAUUAUAUAUAAUAUAUAUUAUAUCUAUAUUUAUAGGUGGACUUGAUUUGACCUUCUCGAAACUUUUGAAUGUCCAACUGUUAAGUGUUUUAGUGGUUUUUGCACGACAAGGAGCUGAAGGGCAAAAGUCACUGUUUAAUCCAUGAAAAAUUCCAAGCUUGUCCACUUCUUUCCCUUUCUGUGACUCUUCCAGUCUCUCCAUUGGAAUCUGCCGAUGACACUCAAGGCUCAGCGGCCACUUUCUCUCUGAGAAAAUCCUUUUGAAACAUCACGAUGGCGACGCUUCGGACAGGAAGUGGCCCCUGAGCUUAUACUGUCAUCAGCAGGUUAGAACAAAGAGACUGGAGGAGUCACAGAAAGGUCCUUGGAAAUGUAAAAUUUGGUGUGCAGAUUUUUAAAGAAUAGCAAGUUGUGCAAAAAGUACUGAGGCAUUGAAAUGUUGGAUGUGUUCAUUCAAAAGUUAAGAAAAGGUCAAAUGAAGUUAACUAUGAAUGUCAUCCUGAAAUUUCACCCGAAUAUACGCCCAACAUCUCUAACUUUUUGCGAGUAGUGUAUUUGAUAUUUGAAAUGAAAUGCAUUUGGUUCCAGAUUACUUUUGUAGCGUUUAUUUUUUUAAGGUUGUAAUGGAAAGAGAAUGACUACAUAUCCAUAUGUAAAUUGUGUUUAUUUACAAUUGCACACAUUGUAGGGAAGCCUCUUGUUUUAGUUAGUCUUUGCACUGCUGUAUUCUCUCCUUCAACGUGACACAAGAGAUGGGAAGUAGCUAAACAGCUUUUAGAGUAGUUUGUAACAGAGUUGUCAAGUUAGUGCGUCCUUGUUUUCAUCUUUAGCUGAAACCUGACACCCUUUGUGCACUUAUCUAGGAAACAUCCAAUUGCAUGACUACUAGUAAAGAAAAACGCACUUCUUCUUUUUUUUAAAUUCUAAAACAUCGUGAUUUACAUGAAGGACCUAACAGACACGACUCCAGUGGUGCCUUGAGAUACGGGAUUACUUUGUUCCACGAACACGCAUGUAACUCAAAACACGUCUCUCAAAUCAACUUCCCCCAUUGAAAUGAAUGGAAUUGCCAUUGAUCAAUUACAGCCUCCUCAAAACAAAACAAAAAUGUGUGUUUUUUUUUUUUUUUUUAAUUAAGAACGCUAGAACUUUAUAAUAUUGUACUUUAUAAAGACAUACAGUAAUGACAGAUAAAUAGAAUGUUAAGAAAUUAAAUGGUUUUUGCUACAUUUUUUGCUUCAAUUCAAUAGACAUUGUGUUAGUCCUUGUGGUGUGCGCGCCUUGGCCAUCUGAGGACAGUAUAAUACCGACAUGAAUAUAAUUGGAGAUGGUCACAACUCUUCAGUAAACUGCAGUAAUAUUAGUGUUUUUUUCCCCCGAGGGUAAAGAAUAUACUGUAUGCCUGUGAGUAAUGUUAUAUUAUCAGUCUACAGUGUCUGUGCUGCUCCACCAUUUGUGUUCAAAUAUCCGUUGCUUAGAGGGUUUUAACAGCGUGACACUGAUGCUUCUCGUGAGCCCAUCUAAAGCGUUUUGUUAUGUGGGUAUUUUGAAUACAUGUGUAAUUCUUCAUUUAGUUUGACAGUAAAGUUCAUGUGGGUGUGGCAAUAAACAGCUUCAAGCCUCUUUUUUGGGGGGAGAAUUGUUCACGACCUGCCAAACUGCUGCUUGUGGUGGAGAUGAGUCAAAUUGAGUUCACUGCCGCCUAUCGAAAAGAAUUUUGCGUGCAAGUCAAAGCCAAACAAAAAACAAAAAAAAUCAGCCCAACGAUGGCUCGUUUCUGGAAAAACUCAGAGGUCAGGUCACUCAUAUCUAAAGGCACCACUGUAUGUUCCGUUAUCUCUUAGCUUCUUUGGUUUAUCGCAAUUACUUUGAUGCUGAAAUGAUUAUCAUAAUGCCAUCAGGUAUUAAUCCAAUAAUGUUGUUGGGGCGGGGGGGGGGGGGGGGGGGGGUCAAAAGGGCAGAAGGCUGCUGUUCUAAUGUAGUUUGUUUUGUUAGCAGAUGUAAAGAAAACGAGAUCAUAGUUGUUCUCUUCACUUUGAAUUCCACUACAGUGCCUCCAAGAAAGAAAACUCCUAAAAGCAGUUAUAUUAAUCUUAUUAUUAAUAAUGUUGCUUUACUCCCCACCAAAUAUUAACAAGACUUCUCAUGAGAAGUGCGUUUCCCUAUAAUAUCAGAAGAAUCGGUCAAUAAAUAACCGCAACCUCGUCAUUAACCACUUCAAUAACUUUAAUGGGGAUUUCCAUACCAUAACAAUCCAGUCUCAGAGUCAUUCUCCUCUCUCUUUGAUUCCUGUUGGCCUGGUUGUGAUGUCAUCAUUGUGAGACAUUUGUCAUGUUUUCUGCUUCUGCCAGAGCAAAUAACUUGUUUACAUACACACGAAGCAAACCUUGUAAAGAUGGAGUUAUGAACAGUUCUUUUGUAUAUUUGUGUUUUUUUUCCUUAUUUGUAAACAAAUGGUUGAGAUUCUCCCUCUGUAGUGGUCAUCCCACUGUUUUCUGUAUAUUGACCAAUAAAGACUUUAG
Molecule: messenger RNA, 6788 nt
Organism: Phycodurus eques (leafy seadragon)
Lineage: Eukaryota; Metazoa; Chordata; Actinopteri; Syngnathiformes; Syngnathidae
Gene: clstn2a
Product: calsyntenin 2a
Exons: 18
Coding region: 52-2907 (951 amino acids)
Biological process (GO): homophilic cell-cell adhesion; positive regulation of synapse assembly; positive regulation of synaptic transmission
Cellular component (GO): postsynaptic membrane; cell surface
Molecular function (GO): kinesin binding; calcium ion binding; X11-like protein binding
Source: RefSeq, a predicted model, not a curated record